CAAGACUUGCUAUAUUUGUGAUGAACAAGGAAGAGAAAGCAAAGCAGCUGCUGGUGCUUGCAUGACAUGUAAUAAACAUGGAUGUCGACAGGCUUUCCAUGUAACUUGCGCUCAGUUUGCCAGACUGCUUUGUGAAGAAGAAGAAAAAGAGCAAACGGGGAUCUAAUAGGUCAUAUGAUCAAAGUUUAAGUGAUUCUUCCUCUCACUCUCAGGAUAAACAUCAUGAGAAAGAGAAAAAAAAAUAUAAAGAGAAGGACAAACACAAACAAAAACACAAAAAGCAGCCAGAACCAUCACCUGCAUUGGUUCCAUCCCUGACUGUUACUACAGAAAAAACUUAUACAAGCACUAGCAACAACUCUAUAUCUGGAUCAUUGAAACGCUUGGAAGAUACUACUGCACGAUUUACAAAUGCAAAUUUCCAGGAAGUCUCUGCGCACACCUCUAGUGGAAAAGAUGUUUCAGAGACUAGAGGGUCAGAGGGCAAAGGGAAGAAAUCUUCAGCUCACAGCUCAGGUCAAAGGGGAAGAAAGCCUGGUGGUGGAAGAAAUCCAGGAACAACUGUGUCAGCAGCUAGCCCUUUUCCUCAAGGCAGUUUUUCAGGAACUCCAGGCAGUGUAAAAUCAUCUUCUGGAAGUUCAGUACAGUCUCCCCAGGAUUUCCUGAGCUUUACAGACUCAGAUCUGCGUAAUGACAGUUACUCUCACUCCCAACAGUCAUCAGCAACCAAAGAUGUACAUAAAGGAGAGUCUGGAAGCCAGGAAGGGGGGGUAAAUAGUUUUAGUACCUUAAUUGGCCUCCCUUCAACCUCAGCUGUUAUUUCACAGCCUAAAAGCUUUGAAAAUUCACCUGGAGAUUUGGGUAAUUCCAGCCUUCCUACAGCAGGAUAUAAGCGGGCUCAAACUUCUGGCAUAGAAGAAGAAACUGUAAAGGAAAAGAAAAGGAAAGGAAAUAAGCAAAGUAAGCAUGGACCUGGUAGACCCAAAGGAAACAAAAAUCAAGAGAAUGUUUCUCAUCUCUCAGUUUCUUCUGCUUCACCAACAUCAUCUGUAGCAUCAGCUGCAGGAAGCAUAACAAGCUCUAGUCUGCAGAAAUCUCCUACAUUGCUCAGGAAUGGAAGUUUACAGAGCCUCAGUGUUGGCUCAUCUCCAGUUGGUUCAGAAAUUUCCAUGCAGUAUCGGCAUGAUGGAGCUUGCCCAACAACUACGUUCUCAGAGUUGCUGAAUGCAAUACACAAUGACAGAGAUGACAGUUCUACACUAACAAAGCAAGAACUUAAAUUCAUAGGUAUUUAUAACAGCAAUGAUGUAGCAGUACCAUUUCCAAAUGUAGUAUCUGGCUCGGGAUCUAGUACUCCUGUCUCCAGCUCUCACUUACCUCAGCAGUCUUCUGGGCAUUUGCAACAAGUAGGAGCGCUCUCUCCCUCAGCGGUGUCAUCUGCAGCCCCUGCUGUUGCUACAACUCAGGCAAAUACUCUAUCUGGAUCUUCUCUUAGUCAGGCACCGUCUCUUAUGUAUGGCAAUAGAUUAAAUCCAAAUUCAUCAAUGGCAGCUCUUAUAGCUCAGUCUGAAAACAAUCAACCAGAUCAAGAUCUUGGAGACAAUAGCCGCAACCUAGUUGGCAGAGGAAGCUCACCCCGAGGAAGUCUCUCCCCACGAUCCCCUGUAAGCAGCUUACAGAUUCGCUAUGAUCAACCAGGCAACAGCAGUUUGGAAAAUCUGCCUCCAGUAGCAGCCAGCAUAGAACAGCUUUUGGAAAGGCAGUGGAGUGAAGGACAGCAAUUUUUAUUAGAACAGGGUACUCCUAGUGACAUUUUAGGAAUGCUAAAGUCAUUACACCAACUUCAAGUUGAAAACCGAAGAUUAGAGGAACAAAUUAAAAACUUGACUGCCAAAAAGGAACGACUUCAGUUAUUGAAUGCACAGCUUUCAGUGCCUUUUCCAACAAUAACAGCAAAUCCUAGUCCGUCUCAUCAAAUACACACAUUUUCAACACAGACUGCUCCUACUACUGAUUCCUUGAACAGCAGUAAGAGCCCUCAUAUAGGAAACAGCUUUUUACCUGAUAAUUCUCUUCCUGUAUUAAAUCAGGACUUAACCUCCAGUGGACAAAGCACCAGCAGCUCAUCAGCUCUUUCUACCCCACCUCCUGCUGGGCAGAGUCCGGCUCAACAAGGCUCAGGAGUGAGUGGAGUUCAGCAGGUCAAUGGUGUGACAGUGGGGGCACUAGCUAGUGGAAUGCAGCCUGUAACUUCCACCAUUCCUGCCGUGUCUGCAGUGGGUGGAAUAAUUGGAGCUUUGCCAGGUAACCAACUGGCAAUUAAUGGCAUUGUAGGAGCUUUAAAUGGGGUUAUGCAGACUCCUGUCACAAUGUCCCAGAACCCUACCCCUCUCACUCACACAACUGUACCACCUAAUGCAACACAUCCAAUGCCAGCUACACUGACUAACAGUGCCUCAGGACUAGGAUUACUUUCUGACCAGCAAAGACAAUUACUUAUUCAUCAACAGCAGUUUCAGCAGUUGUUAAAUUCUCAACAGCUCACACCAGAACAACAUCAAGCUUUUUUGUAUCAGUUAAUGCAACAUCACCACCAGCAGCACCACCAGCCUGAACUUCAGCAGCUGCAGAUCUCUGGACCAACACAAAUACCCAUCAACAACCUUCUUGCAGGUACACAGGCACCCCCACUUCACACAGCUACCGCCAACCCAUUUCUCACAAUCCAUGGAGAUAAUGCAAGUCAGAAAGUAGCAAGACUUAGUGAUAAAACCGGGCCUGUAACUCAAGAGAAAAGUUGACACCUGAGAAACAUCUAGAAAUUGCCUGUCCUGCUGUUCUAGCACUUCAUCUGGCUGCCUUUGCAGUCCUUUUACUACAGCUAUGAAGAAACGCAACAAGAAACUUAAUGCACAACAAAGGAUUAAUUGCCGCAAGGACAUUCUUGUAAGGCUUUGAUUAGUUUUCUUGUUGCUUUGUUGCACUGAAAUGGAAUUCCCAUGCCCCUACCCCUUACCCCAAUUUUUUGAACAUGGAAAGAAAAUUUAAUACGUUUUUAAAGUGACAUAAUUUACACGCAAUAUGUUUAUCAACUCGAGAAUAUAGUUGGUACACAACUAGGUUUAUAAAUUGGAGAUACGAAUAGCAAAACUAAAAUACUUGUUCCAUUUACAAACUACUUGAUUUUAUUGUACAAGUUGAAAUAUGCUCUUUUGUUUGGGUUAUAGUAUGUUUGCUCUAAGUCAAAUUCCAAGGAACUAAUUUCUCCUGGAGUUCCAUUGAUUCAAUAUUACAAAUAUAUAGCGCAUCACCUGGGACUUGGCAAUCUUUGUUAAAAAAUAUUUCCUUUCUAAUGGGAUUUAGCCAGUUUUGGUAAUCAAGUUAGGAUGGUAAUGUCUGCAUCUGCUAAAGGUAAUUUUCUUUUGAGAAUUGCUUUCUUUAGUGUUAAGAGCUACUCAUAUUUUAAAGAAACCUUGAGUUAACUGAGUUCUGAGGCUGCUGGGGGAACCAGAUCAAUUCAAAGCGAAAUACUUCUUUCAGAAAGGGGCCACUCUGGAAAGUGCUGGUGGGGUUUGCCCUUGAUCAAGUGCCUCCAUUGUGCUGCAAGGGCUCUAGACAGCAGGGUGGGACAGUCAGUCCUCCGAGCAGCAGGAUCAUCCCUUCACACCUGCAGCCUUCCCAUGCUUCCGCCUUUAUUCAGAACUUUCUGUGCCACUGUAGAUAGCUCAGGCAAAACUAUUACCUGGGUAUUUAUCCACUAAUGAGUCACAAGAAAAGGAGUGGAUUUGGUAAGAAUAGAGAGUUGUUUUAUUUUAACCACUUCCCAUUACUGACCAUUAAAACAAAAGCUCACCACUAGAGUUCCUGAAAACAGGUGAAACCUGUAUGACAGCCCUUCCACUUUGGGGAGCCACGCUUUUGAUGUGACGGUAUCGCGGAGUGAUCCACCACGGGGGAUGUAAUCACCAAACUGUUCUUCGGUGUGUGAAUUAUUAGUGGAAAAGACCCAGCUGUAAUUAGACCUCCACUGUGUACUUAGCUGGAAGAACAUGUUAAUUCUGCAAUAUGUCUCUUGGUUAAACAUUGCACAGUUCUUACCUCAUUUCUGUAAAUAAAGUUUUGUGAAUCUGUUUUGUAUUGUGAAAAAUUCAUAAGAUAACAUUGAUAUUUUGAUUUGUAAUAUUUCUAAUCGGUAGAUUUAAUUGAAAAGUAAAAUUAAUUUAUUUUUAUAUGUUCAGGGGAAUUUUAAAGUCAAGUAUUUUGUAGAUAAUUUAAAAAAUCAGUGUGGUUUAUUUUACUUAUUUAACCCACUGGUUGUUAUUCUGUAACAGUUUGUAUAAAUGGUAAAUUUUGAAUGUGUUGUUAUUUUACUUAGAUGUAAAAUUCCACAUGUAUUAAAGUGUACAAAGUUUUGUUAAUAAAAUUUAAUAAUGUUUAUAA
Messenger RNA from Rhinopithecus roxellana (golden snub-nosed monkey), 4440 nucleotides. It is a transcript of the gene MLLT10, whose product is annotated as MLLT10 histone lysine methyltransferase DOT1L cofactor. NCBI's taxonomy places the organism in Eukaryota, Metazoa, Chordata, Mammalia, Primates, Cercopithecidae. The record is from RefSeq and is a predicted model, not a curated record. Bases 1170 to 2801 code for a protein of 543 amino acids. The transcript is spliced from 19 exons.